GACGACUUGACCUCCACCGGAAGUUUCGACAGCGUGGAGGCCUUCUGGUCCUACUUCCAUCACCUCGUCCGCCCCUCGGAUCUGCCCAACAAGCACGACUGGUGCAUGUUCAAGUGUGGGAUCCUGCCGUUCAGUCACCACCCAGACAAUGUGGGAGGAGGGAAAUGGACGCUGAGGCUCAAGAAGACCCUCAACAUCAACAGAGUGUGGGAAGAUAUCAUGCUCGGAGUGCUUGGAGGAGUAGACAACGGAGGAGGAGGGAGAAGACGGAGGUGCAAAGUUGAUCCUGCAAACAGAAAUGGAGUAGUGAUCUCAUCAAGGCAUGAUGAAGACAUUAUCUCGGUGUGG
This is a messenger RNA of Guillardia theta CCMP2712, 348 nucleotides long. RefSeq lists its product as hypothetical. The record is from RefSeq and is a predicted model, not a curated record. Lineage: Eukaryota; Cryptophyceae; Pyrenomonadales; Geminigeraceae. The annotation marks the transcript as partial. The transcript is spliced from 3 exons. Gene Ontology annotation, molecular function: RNA 7-methylguanosine cap binding; translation initiation factor activity. Gene Ontology annotation, biological process: translational initiation. Gene Ontology annotation, cellular component: eukaryotic translation initiation factor 4F complex.